AUGAUUAUCCAGCUCAUCCGAGCCAUCAUCAGGCUUCAUUCUGGUCACGGCGUUCAGUCUGCAUUCUCUUUCGACCUUGAUGUCACCCAAACCAAGGCCUUGGACGCUUUCAUCAGUGGCAUGGUGCACUCCAACAUGAGCAUCAAUGACCAAAACAUCAAGGAGUUCCACGAGCUGUUAUGGUCCUUGAUCGACGGACCCAGUUUUCAUGGAGGUCGGCCAUGGGCUAAUGUCAUACAGCGUUUUAUCUGGUUACGUGCACUUCGACGCGAUGGGAACUUCUAUGAGGCAGGUGACCUGUCGCCAGAUCUUGCUAAACUGGAAUAUUUUGUCAAUGGAACCUCGCUUGUUCAUGCGUUAUGGUAUCAGAGGGACAGUGACAUGGGCGAAAUCGAGCGGGUUCUUGCAGUUCAUAAUGAGGUCCUAGCUGUGGGACGCUCCAACACGUUCAACAUGCUGUUUCAAUACCAGCAGUUUUCUUCAUCCUUGGCCUUGAACCAGCAAAGGGAGCCAAAAGUAUUUUUUGACCCUGGGUUCCAGUGGCUGUCAGUUGGAGCGGACAGAAUGCACCUCCCUGCAUUUCGCCAAGGUAUCCAAACACUCCUUCAACAAGUGAAGGACAGGUAUCUCCUGCUUACAAACGGACGCACUGCGUUCAACAGCAUGCCAAAUAAUCUGAAUGACGACAUGACAAACACCAUCCGGGGACAUUCCUUUGCGAAGGAUAAGCAGUUUGACUCCAUCAAACUGGAGUUUUUCUGCAGUUUGGUUCAGGACCACAGCCUGGCUAUGGUGGAUGGGGAUGGACGUCUUGGAUGGAACAUACCGGCAGUGAAAGACAUCCUGCGGAGAUCUCUACACGGGGUACACCGGGUUUUUCUCACGCCCGUCGUCCCUGCUUUUGCUUCCUGCACACCAAUUCAAGUUCGACAUGCUUAG
Molecule: messenger RNA, 939 nt
Organism: Suillus subalutaceus
Lineage: Eukaryota; Fungi; Basidiomycota; Agaricomycetes; Boletales; Suillaceae
Exons: 4
Coding region: 1-939 (312 amino acids)
Source: RefSeq, a predicted model, not a curated record